AUGGCGCCUCCCAAGAAAUCAAAGAAGAGCAAGAAAGAUAGGAAAUUGAAGAAAAACUUAAGUUUGGUUCCAGUCGAGCCAAAAGCAGCAGAUUCUGACUGGUGGGAUAGUUUCUGGCAGAAGAAUUCUUCAACCCAAGAUUCUUCACUAUCCAAUGAUGAAGAGGAAGGUUUUAAGUAUUUCUUUAGGGUCUCUAAGAAGACUUUUGACUAUAUCUGUUCCCUUGUAAGAGAAGACCUUGUGUCGAGGCCGCCAUCAGGUCUCAUCAACAUAGAAGGAAGGCUUCUUAGUGUUGAGAAACAGGUUGCAAUCGCCCUGAGAAGAUUGGCAUCCGGUGAGUCUCAAGUCUCAGUGGGAGCUGCCUUUGGGGUAGGCCAGUCCACAGUUUCUCAGGUGACUUGGAGAUUCAUUGAAGCAUUGGAAGAACGUGCCAAGCACCAUCUCAAGUGGCCUGAUUCCAACAGAAUGGAAGAAAUAAAGUCCAAACUUGAAGAAGCCUUCGGAUUGCCCAAUUGUUGUGGAGCCAUAGAUGGUACACACAUCAUUAUGACCCUUCCUACCGUUCAAACAUCAGACGAUUGGUGUGACCUGGAGGACAACUACAGCAUGCUCUUGCAGGGAAUUGUUGACCAUGAGAUGAGGUUUCUUGACAUUGUAACUGGUUGGCCUGGGGGCAUGACGGUGUCUAGACUUUUAAAGUGUUCAGGAUUUUUCAAGCUCUGUGAAGGUGGACAGCGUUUGAAUGAAAAUGUUAGAACUUUAUCUGGAGGAGUAGAGAUUAGAGAAUACUUAGUUGGUGGGGUUGGCUAUCCUCUUCUUCCCUGGCUCAUAACUCCUUAUGAAAGCAAUGGCCUCCCAGCUUCCAUUUCCGCUUUCAAUGCCGUGCAUGGGGCUGCAAGGUCACUUGCAGUAACGGCAUUCUCGCAGUUAAAGGGCACUUGGAGAAUCCUUAACAAGGUCAUGUGGAGACCCGAUAAGCGGAAACUUCCAAGCAUCAUCUUGGUAUGUUGUUUACUUCACAACAUAAAAUUGACAGUGGAGAUAUAUUACAACCAGAUGUUGCUUUAUCUGGUCAUCAUGACUCGGGAUAUGGCGAACAAUGCUGUAGGCAAGUUGAUCUGUUGGGGAGGACUAUGA
Messenger RNA from Prunus armeniaca (apricot), 1137 nucleotides. The record is from the annotation of a GenBank genome assembly. NCBI's taxonomy places the organism in Eukaryota, Viridiplantae, Streptophyta, Magnoliopsida, Rosales, Rosaceae.